GCGUCCUCCCCCUGUCGCUGCUUGCAUGAAUUUGGUUCGUUGACGUCUUCCCUCUCGCACAGUGUGUCUCUGCUCGCCGCGAAUGCGACAACGGUUCUGUGUCGGCUGACCUAACGUUGAUGGCAGACCUGUACCGCAGGCUGCCUUUGCUGCUGCUCGUCGCUCUGCUGUUGCUCAUCGUUGUCGUCUUCCACAUCUGUUUCCUCGGUCGCGUUCCUGGAAGGAAACAGACGCGUCGAACGCCGAAGAGGUCGACGAAGAUGGAUAAGCUUCAGACGAAGACGACGAUGUCGGUGGGAGGUGGGGGGUCCUCGCGUCAGCGUUGCAACAGUGCGGAAGGCGCCAGGCGGCCGUACGACCCGACGCUGUACAGCCACGUGCCGUCCCACAAGAUUCCAUUGCCUCCGAGUGACGACGACGUCGACGACCCCAGAUCCUCAACAGUUCCUCUCGGCAGCGGUUCGACGCAGGAUUGGAUGGGGAGCCAGGUGUACAGACACGCAUCGACGCCGACGUCCACUGAUUUGCUGGAGGGCCGGACCCCCGCUGGUUACGACGCUGGACUCGUCAAUCUGAGCUUCGGUCUGAGGUCUGGGAGUGGCGAGGGCCUGACGCACACUGUUGUCGUGAACCCGGCUUCUGCCUCCAAACACACAUCGCCUUUCGUGAGGGCGGCUGGCCCUGCGGAUAGCCGUGGAUUCGUUUCGCCGAGGCGGGUGGCUUUGAGUACAGCAAGUGUGGCCGCAUCGAGGACGAAGACAACUGGAUUGGCAGGCUGCCGAACGACGACGCCAGGCGGUGCAAUCGACGGAGAAGGGGACGACGACGAGCGCGGCGCUACGGAGGUCGUCGGUCGUCAGUUUUGGGAUGAUGAACGGCAACGAUUGCGUUCCACGAACAUGGCCAGCAUAACGAGAGGGGUGGCGAGAAUCAGUGUGGGGGCCGAAGACGAAUUUGAGGACUGCGAUGGUGGAGGGGGCGAGGAGAUCGCUGCAGACGACGGCGGUGAUGACAACGGCGAAGACGACGACGGCGAGAUGGAGAUUCGUCCAGUAGGGAGGAAGCGCGGAGGGUCGACGGCGAGAACCAAGAUGGGGGUGACGAGUAGGAAGGUCGUCGACUGCGGAAAGAAAUGGGACAACCUGUACCAGCAGUUCAAAUCUGUGCACAAGUUCAUGGGAGAAUCCGGGAAGCCUAAAUUCUUCACACUAACCCCGGGGGAGAGGAGGGAGCGGGGGUUCCACUUUAGGAUGGAUGAGCGCGUGUAUUCGGCGAUGAAGGAGAUGUUCGGGGGCGAUCACACUAUACACCCCAUGAAUCUCGUGGACACGGGUGCGCCGGGAGGUGUUCAAUUGCCUGGCACGGUUGGUGGGCGAAACGAAUCCGGCGGUAGUGAUGUAGGGGGGGGGGGUCAGGACGACGAUCGCGGAUCGACGAGGGAUUCGUCGUUCUCCAGCUGUGGCGAUGGCGGGGCCGACAAACGAAAGAAUGUCAGACACCAGACCUUCGAGGCGAUGGCGGACGUCAUGAAGGAGCACGGGGCGCUGAUGUCGACGAUGGUGGACAGCGCGAGCAAGAGGCACCAAGCGCCGCAGCUGUUUGCAUUCGGCACGCACUUCUUUGUGGACGACAUGGCACUAUGUGGCGCUUCAGGGAAGGCGAAAAGAAACAGCGGAUCGGGCGACGGUGGGGAGACCCAAAAAGGCAGAGGGCACGUGCCGAAGUCGAAAAGGCCGCGCUUCGAUGACGACAGCUCCGAACAUAGUGGGGAUUUGCAUGGCGAGGAAGAGUCAAUGGUGGAUGCACAAGGGGCAGACGUCAUGAAGCGAUUGGGGUUUGGGCAGGACGGGGUGUCGAGGGAGCAGCUGGCCGCUCUGAAGCAAGGCUUGGUCGGUGGUGUCGCCGUCUCGUUGGCACGAACCCCGAAGGCGGUAGGGAUUGUCAUGACGGACGCGCGCGUGACGAGACAAGUUCCGCCAAAGGUCGGGCAGGUGGCGCCACGAUGUCAGGGGGGGGGCAAUGAUGACGACGACCGUCCGGUUUCGGCGAUGGUGAAGAAAGGGGUUAAAGAGGAUGAUCUCGAAGAGAGGUCGAAGUUGUGGAUCGACUGCGACGCAUUCUGGGGUCAGGGACCGGGGAAGCCAUUGAUGGAGGCGGUAGGCGAUUGCACGGACUACUUCGUCGCCAUCGCCAACGGGGAUGCAGGAGCGGAACCGCCUUCGAUGCUGGUAAUGCUGCCGAAUGAUGUGCCACGCUUCAAGAUCGAUGACCAUGCGCAGCGUGAACCGGCUCUGCGCAGAGCGCGCAACGUGGAGAAAGUGGUGUUGCGUGCCAUCCACAGCUGGAUCUUCAAAUCGUCGUCGAGGUCGACAUGCUUCGCUCGUGCAGAAUCGUACGUGAUAGUGGACUUCGCAACAGACGUCGCGCGAGCAGUCUGGCACGCUUUAGAAUGGCCGAAAUUCGUUUCCCCUGCCCUUGUCUACCACACGCUGGCGAUGAAGAUGGACGUGCCUCUGUGGUUCGCUGGAGUGAAGAUUGUGGAUAGGCCCGAAGACGACGACAUGGCGGCGCGGCAGGAGGCGACAGUUCUUCGCCUGGCAGAAUGCUGGACAAAUGCAGUUUGGUGCGGGCAAUGGGCGGACGGUGGCCGCGUGAAACAAGAUAGGUUGACGCGCCUUGCGGAUUGUCUUCGAGUUCUGUUGAGCGCGUGCAUGUGGAUCAUGCGGAUGGGCGGUGACGACGACCGCUCGCACUACGAGGCAUCAUUCUACGCGUCCAUGGUCGCCAAACCAACACUCAUAGCGGUGGGCUCCUACAUCUUCAAUUGGCGGCGGCACAUCGUUGACACCGCCAACCUCGUCUUGGAUCGUUUGGGGAAGGCCCACCUCACGCUGGGAGAUUACCCGCAUUGCAUCCCCGAAUGGGCCGAUUGCGGGUUGGUUUUUGGUCACAAUGCGGUGUCGGUUCGAAUACCCUUACAAGGGUAUCCGCCCUGGUUUUUGCAAGUAACAGGAAGGCUCGAUUAACCCGGAUUUUGAGUGCCCGUGCUGGAAGUGCGAGGGUCGUCAGCGCGCGGGCAAAGGUCUGCCUUGUCCUGGUAGGAAGUAUGUGGGCGCGCAAUUUUAAG
Chara braunii is the source of this 3127-nucleotide messenger RNA. The record is from the annotation of a GenBank genome assembly. NCBI's taxonomy places the organism in Eukaryota, Viridiplantae, Streptophyta, Charophyceae, Charales, Characeae.